Molecule: messenger RNA, 1101 nt
Organism: Medioppia subpectinata
Lineage: Eukaryota; Metazoa; Arthropoda; Arachnida; Sarcoptiformes; Oppiidae
Source: the annotation of a GenBank genome assembly
AUGAAAAGUUUAGACGUUAUGUCAAUCGAUGGCAAUAAUGCGAGUGGCAGUCAAUUAUCACAACCAAUGGACAGUCUUAACGAUAGUCUUAGCGCAAUGGAUAUAUGUGAUGUUGAGGGCCAAGAGUCGCAUAACAACUUUUACAUUGAUAAUUUUGAUCAACUCAAGGAGAUAGGGAACGGAGGGUUUAACAAUGAUCAAUUUAAUGAUGGUAAUUAUAAAAUUCAAUUCAUUGAGAUGUCAGCCAUAGGUUCGGGUGGUUUUGGGACUGUAUUUAAAGUAAAGCAUAGAUUGGAUGAUAAGAUAUAUGCCGUUAAAAGAGUGCAAUUCGGGGGUUUUAGUGAAGAAAAGAAACAAAAAGUUAUAAAAGAAGUGAAAAGUUUGGCAAAAAUGGAGUCAGAAUUUGUGAUCAAAUAUUACAACUCAUGGCUUGAGUCCAAUCAUCUCUACAUUCAAAUGCAAUUCUGUCCGCAAAGUCUUCGAUCGCUUCUCAAAGACAAACCCAUUGUCUUUCAAAGACAACCGGAAGACCAGAUGAAUGCCAUCGAGUAUUUCAUUUCAUGUGAAAUAUUCAGAGAGCUCUUAGAGUGUGUCCAAUAUCUACACGAAUCCAAUCCAGUGGUCAUUCAUAGGGAUCUCAAACCGGAAAACAUAUUAAUUGAUUACAACUUUAGUUUUAAUCGGUUUGUAAAACUCUGUGACUUUGGUUUAGCCACUGAACACAACACCGAUAGACAGACUGCCAGCCGAUACGGCCAUACGUUAGGUGUGGGCACAAAGACAUAUAUGUCGCCCGAAGUUUAUCAUUAUAAGCAAUAUAACCACAAAACAGAUAUUUAUAGUCUCGCACUAAUCGCCGAAGAGAUCUAUAGUAUUGAUCCACAAAAUUCGCUUUCGUCGCAAGCAAUUGAAACCGAGUUUAAUAAAUAUUACAAUAAUCUAUACCAGACUUUGCAGUCAAUGCAGUCGAGUCCAGACUAUCAGCAAAGACCUGAGUGUCGGGUAGUGUUGGCCAAACAUAGCGAGUGGUCUAUCGAUAAGACUGAUAGUUGCGGCCGUAUAUAUGAGGCACCGAUUGGCGAUAUAUCCGCUAAUAUCUAA